AUGGAUCGUUCUGAACAAAUUAAGCUAUGUGUUGGAUAUUACUGGAUUAUGAGAAUGCAAUUUGACAGGUUAAUGCUGCUUUUUUUAGUCACUCUAUAUAUGUAUAUUAGGAAUAGAAGGCGGGGUCAUUUUUCGAUUGGUCGAAGAGUGAACACAUUGCCACUAAGGCGAGAUGCAUUAAAUAAUAUCAUUGGGGAGGGUGGAGAUAGAAAUUGCAUAUGGGAGUUAAGAAUAAGUUUGAAUGCAUUUGCAACUUUAUGUGAAUUGCUACAAGUUCAAGAUGGAUUAGACGAAGAUGGUCAUGUUGGCAUAGGCGAGCAAGUAGCUACUUUCUUAAUCAUAUUAGCUCACCAUACCAAAAAUCGCAGCGUACAGGUUAGGUUCUAUAGGUCUGGUGAAACUAUUAGUAGGUAUUUUCACAAGGUAUUGCGUUCGGUUUUGCGUGUCCAAAGUAUCUUAUUUGCAAAGGCAGACCCUGUACCGGAAGAUUGUGUAGAUCCCAGAUGGAAAUGGUUCAAGGGUUGUCUAGGAGCAUUAGAUGGAACUUACAUAGAUGUCACAGUCCCGAGGAGUGAUAAAUCUAGAUAUCGGACGAGGAAAUCUAGAAUAUCCACCAAUGUCUUAGGAGUUUGCAAUCGGAACAUGAAUUUCGUCUAUGUCCUUAGCGGUUGGGAAGGAUCAGCAUCUGAUUCAAGGGUACUUAGGGAUGCUAUUACUCGACGUAAUGGCUUGAAAAUACCUAUUGGGUGUUAUUACUUAGUGGAUGCCGGCUAUACAAAUGGGAGAGGAUUUUUAUCUCCUUAUAGAAAUGUUCGCUAUCAUGUGAAUGAGUGGGUUCAAGGUCAUCGGGCACCACAAAAUCGUCUAGAGUUAUUUAAUAAGAAGCACUCUUCAGCUAGAAAUGUGAUUGAGCGGUGCUUUGGGUUGCUUAAGAAAAGAUGGGGAAUUCUACGAAGUCCCUCGUUCUAUCCUAUUAGAGUUCAAAGCCACAUUAUUAUUGCUUGUUGUUUGUUACAAAACUUUAUUCGUAUGAACAUGGAUGCUGAUCCCGAAGAAGAUGCAACUCUUGCGCCAGAACACAUACCCAUAGGAGAUGAUACUAUUGUUGAUGAAGGUGAAACAAUUGAUGUCGUGGAAAGUAGCCAUGAGUGA
Messenger RNA from Arachis stenosperma, 1152 nucleotides. RefSeq names its product protein ALP1-like. The transcript has 3 exons. The record is from RefSeq and is a predicted model, not a curated record. NCBI's taxonomy places the organism in Eukaryota, Viridiplantae, Streptophyta, Magnoliopsida, Fabales, Fabaceae. Bases 1 to 1152 code for a protein of 383 amino acids.